Messenger RNA from Lymnaea stagnalis (great pond snail), 5142 nucleotides. The record is from the annotation of a GenBank genome assembly. NCBI's taxonomy places the organism in Eukaryota, Metazoa, Mollusca, Gastropoda, Lymnaeidae.
CUGGGAAACUGCAAAUUGGACGUUGAACUUUUCCCUCCCUCAUUACGUCCAUUCUUACGUCCUAUACAACCGAUGGGGUAAGUCUGACAUUCUAAUUGAGAGAUUUUUUAACAUAAUUUCACCCAAAUCUGCUGCUAAUUCUGGAUAACAAUAAAAUAUUCAUAAAUUAUUUUUGUGAAAUGUGUAUUAAUGAAACUAAUGUGCAAACAUGCCAUCCUGUAAGGAUUACCAGCACUUAAACGUUUUUUUUUUUGUUUCUAGUGGCCGUACAGCAUUCUGUACCAUUUUCAAACGGGAUUCAGAAAAGAAAUAUUUUUUCACAAAAGGCAGAGAAAACACGCGUUUGAAAAUCCUAACUUGCAGAGGGAUAAAUUCAACGCUGGUCAACAGCAUAAUGAAAUUUUAUUGGUCCGUUCAAAAUAACGCUUGGCCCAAAGUCUGGGACUGGCAGACAAUCUACAUUUUUGAAACUGACUAUGGUUUCUUUGAGACCAUACGUCGAUGUUACAGAGUUGCUUGGUAGUAGCUGCAAUGAGUAGAAAACCAGAAUUACACAUGCGUUUGUGUAGUUCUGAUUAUAACUUACCAUUAGCACUGUAUAUCCACAUAACAUUAAAGGUUAAAGUAAUAUAUCCACAUACUUGUGUCCCUCUGGAUGGUGAAAUGUAAGAUUAUAAUGUAUAUCCAAACAUUUCUGUCUCUCUGGAUGGUGAAAUGUAAGAUUAUAAUGUAUAUCCACAUACUUGUGUCCCUCUGGAUGGUGAAAUGUAAGAUUAUAAUGUAUAUCCACAUACUUUGGUCCCUCUGGAUGGUGAAAUGUAAGAUUAUAAUGUAUAUCCACAUACUUGUGUCCCUCUGGAUGGUGAAAUGUAAGAUUAUAAUGCAUAUCCACAUACUUGUGUCCCUCUGGAUGGUGAAAUGCAAGAUUAUAAUGCAUAUCCACAUACUUUGGUCCCUCUGGAUGGUGAAAUGUAAGAUUAUAAUGUAUAUCCACAUACUUGUGUCCCUCUGGGUGGUGAAAUGUAAGAUUAUAAUGUAUAUCCACAUACUUGUGUCACUCUGGAUGGUGAAAUGUAAGAUUAUAAUGUAUAUCCACAUACUUGUGUCCUUCUGGAUGGUGAAAUGUAAGAUUAUAAUGGAUAUCCACAUUUUUGUGUCCCUCUGGAUGGUGAAAUGCAAGAUUAUAAUGCAUAUCCCCAUACUUUGGUCCCUCUGGAUAGUGAAAUGUAAGAUUAUAAUGUAUAUCCACAUACUUGUGUCCCUCUGGAUGGUGAAAUGUAAGAUUAUAAUGGAUAUCCACAUUUUUGUGUCCCUCUGGAUGGUGAAAUGUAAGAUUAUAAUGCAUAUCCACAUACUUUGGUCCCUCUGGAUGGUGAAAUGUAAGAUUAUAAUGUAUAUCCACAUACUUGUGUCCCUCUGGAUGGUGAAAUGUAAGAUUAUAAUGUAUAUCCACAUACUUGUGUCCCUCUGGAUGGUGAAAUGUAAGAUUAUAAUGUAUAUCCACAUACUUGUGUCCCUCUGGAUGGUGAAAUGUAAGAUUAUAAUGUAUAUCCACAUACGUGUGUCCCUCUGGAUGGUGAAAUGUAAGAUUAGAAUGUAUAUCCACAUACGUGUGUCCCUCUGGAUGGUGAAAUGUAAGAUUAUAAUGGAUAUCCACAUACGUGUGUCCCUCUGGAUGGUGAAAUGUAAGAUUAUAAUGUAUAUCCACAUACUUGUGUCCAUCUGGAUGGUGAAAUGUAAGAUUAUAAUGUAUAUCCACAUACGUGUGUCCCUCUGGAUGGUGAAAUGUAAGAUUAUAAUGUAUAUCCACAUACGUGUGUCCCUCUGGAUGGUGAAAUGUAAGAUUAUAAUGUAUAUCCACAUACUUGUGUCCCUCAGUACAGACAUAAAAAACGUGUGAUAAAAAAGCAAGCAGGAUGUCGGGCAGGGGAGUUCACUAAUAAUUGUUGCGCACUGGACAUAUUUGUUGGAUCAUAAGCUUGUUGUGUUUUUGAGAGAUUAAUCGGUUAGUGAACGCUCUUCCCGCGCUUGACGUGGUGACGUAUUUUUAUGCUUAUUAUGACGUUAAGUCUAGUCUGUUGUGUGACGUUCGCUUUAGUCGUGUGGGGGUCUUGAAAGGAACUUUGUGGAAGGAAGUUGUGUUUUAUGUCUCUUUCUGAUGGCGAGCUGCGCUGUAGGCAUGUGUAUAUGGAAUUAACCGUCUGUGAAUUUACAUUAGAUAUUAAAGUGGCAUUUAUUAUGAAAAAAAGAGGACUUGAGCUCAUUCAGUGCUAGUGCGACGUAUGAACAAGGUCUAACAGAACUUUAUGAAUUAACCAAUCUACUAUAACACAUCAGUUGGACACAGGAUGACAAAGACAUAUUUUACUAAUAACUUGAGACCCAUUGAGUUGUUGAUUUUAUCACAUGGUCCACAUAAUUUUAACAUGUAGAUGUAAUUUGCUGUUUGAAUUGUUACAAGUUGUUUAAAUAGCAAAGCGUUGUCCCAUUUAAACAACGAGUUUUCACCCCCCCCCCUCCCACCGUUUCCUCCAUUGGGGGAACUUUGCCGCGGCACACAGACUUUAUUUGCGUAACAGAUUUUAAGAAUUUUUUUAAAAAUUGCCAUGCAUUUAAAUGUGUCUUUGACAGAAAGUGUUUUUUAAAAUUCUUUAUAAUAAGAUGUUUUCAGACGUUAAAUUUGUUUCUGGACAAAUAUUGCAAUUAUUCUUUUAGUUUUCGCUGACAUUGUUUAACAUAACAUUGACUUGUUUGACGUAACAAUGUAAUUAUAAGGUAGCUUAUAAUUUGACUCGAAAAAACCCCACCUAUAAUAUGACAUUUUUCAUUAAUCAUUUUGGACAACUGAAUAUACAAAAAGAAUGACUAGAUUCAGGGGACGAUUGUAGCAAUGAACGAAAUCUGCUCGGAUGAUUAUUUUAACCGGAAACCAGCCUUCUGUUACAGCCGUCUCUGAGCAGCCAUCGUCAUAUCUCGGGACCGGCUCAGGAAGAUAGGGCAGAGGAGAUGGAAGCUUUGUUCCUCUGUAUGAACUAAAUAUGGCUUAAUAUUUGUAUAUUUUGUGGUCUUUGUGAGUGAUAGGGGGUGAAAAUCAGGGACCACCCCAGGAGUCACUCCACCGUGUUUCUUAAUGAUACAGUUUGUCCGAUGGAGGCUCUUUAUUUAGUUAAGCCGGCAUUGAAAUGGCAUUAGCCGCAGUCCAAUCAGAAUAGAGUUGCAACAAUCAAAUCACAGAUAUACGGUCAUUCGUAUUCAGCAGCAUUUGGCCGAUCCAUCUGUUACGGUCCUGUUAUGUCUGAGUAAGUGGGUUGUCCAUCAUUAUGGCGUAAUCGGUGGGUGCAAUCACACAUCAGCGGGUCAUUUCUUUAAAUACUUCCACUCUUUGUGCGUUUAUUGCCCCUUGGACACAGAUCGCAUUAUAAACAGGGUUCAAGUCAUAUACAGGGGUCAAGUCAUAUGCAGGGGUCAAGUCAUAUGCGGACAAAAAAAAUUAAGAACGCAUCCAAGAUCGCCUUCCCCUCUUUCCCGAAAACUGAUAAGUAUUUAUUAGAUGGCAGCAAAAAGUACAUGGACUAUGUUCGCAUGUGUUCCUGCAGGACUCAACCCCUGUCCUUGACUACUGUAUUAAAAAAAUUAAGACAGCGUUUCACUUCUAUUUUGAUAGACCAGAAUCCAGAUCGACUGAAAAAGUUCCAACUUGUCAGCUAUGAUAGCAACUCAAGUCCAUUGUUUACUUAUCAUGACAACGAUACCGAACCGCAUGAGGUGUAUAGCGUGACAGACUAUGAGAUCAGUGACAACAUUUCAUCUGUCACAAUUACAUCAAAUAACAGUGAAAAGAUUCUCACUUUGUGUGAGGUUGAAAUUUAUGGAGGUGAGUUCAAGCCGAGCUGAGAGUAAAAAAAAGAAUUACUGUUACUACGCUUUCACUGUCAACUGUAAAGACACAUUUUGUCUAAAAGAGAUUCACAUUGCUAUUGUGAGUUAUUUUACAUAUUUUAUAGGUAAGUCUAUCAGUUAUUGUUUUGGCAAUUCUUUAAGAUCGAGUUUAAGCGGCAAUAAACAAGUGACCAAGAUCAUUAGAAUAUUAUUUCUAAAACAUCAUUAGUAAGAAAACUGUCAACCAUAUUAUAAAAUUCCUAGAAACAACUUUUGAAAUAACUCUGUCACGAACAGAUCAAGAAAUUUGAAAGAAGCACAGUUGUUAAAAUAAAAAGUAUAAUGCAGGAUACACAUUUCUGAUAGUAAAGAAAACAAACCAUUUUGUAACCCUUGCCGUAAAUCUUACACACGUAUUAAGUAUAACUAUUACCAAAGCUUAAAUUCUAUUGACACAAAUUGUUAGUAUCUAAUUAAUCUAUUUUAAAGCUUUAUCGCAGUCCAACACUUUUUAUAAACCUUGCGGCUAAAUAUUUGUAAGGGACAAUUUUUUUUCAUUUUCUUGAAAAAUUAGGCACACACUAAUUUCUAUAAACACCAAAAAGCAAAAUUAACUAUGAAUUUACGGACACAAUGUAAAGCUGUUGUAUCGAAAAAUCUUCAAAUAUUUUUCUAAACAACAUCUUAAUUACAAUGAGAUUUAGGUUUAUUUCUUUAAAACUAUUUGUUUCUUUUAGUUUUAUUGAUUUAUUGAACUACACAUUAAUUUAAACAAUGGAUUAAAAAAAAACCAAAAAAACAUGAAACCUUACUUCUAAAUAAGCAUUUUAACGGAUACAUCUGAUUUUUGGGGAAAGUAACAGUUUUAUUUGCAUAUUGAGCAACACAAUUGUCGUUUUAAAAAUUUUAAGUUAAACAAUAAAGUUAUCUGAGGUAAUUAAUUUUCGUUUUGAAUUUUAAAUCUCAAGUACUUCAGUGAAAUUAAAUUUUUUCUAAAUUAUAAAACAACAAUCAUUUUAAAAUCAGAAACAAACAAAAAAAAGCGAACCGAUUCAUCUUGCACAUGAUUAAUGAAUAAUUGCAUGAGAUGAUUCAGUUAGAGAUGAAUAUUGAUUUUGUUUGAAAUUUUCAUUAAUUUGUAGUAAAAGUUUUAUUUUAAAUGUAACAAAAUACAGCGUCUUUUGAACUGUAUGUAAUUAUAACAUGAAACUCCCAGAUGUUAUCUGCAGUCCUGGAUACUACGGACAAGAAUGUGAUCUGACC